Messenger RNA from Klebsormidium nitens, 513 nucleotides. The record is from the annotation of a GenBank genome assembly. Lineage: Eukaryota; Viridiplantae; Streptophyta; Klebsormidiophyceae; Klebsormidiales; Klebsormidiaceae.
AUGAAGCAAAACACAUACAUCGAGGCUGGUGAGAUCCUUCAUGGAGGAAGGAAGAGAGCCAAGCAGUCUGGCAAUUCUGGUAAUUUUGAAUCGCUUUACGGUGAUCCAAACAGCUGGACGGAGGUGACGCCAGAGUUCGCCGCUGCACAUGCGGAGCGCAUGAAGCGAGAACCGGACUUUGACAGCACAGGAUCAACGCUCCGCGUCGGUUGCGACGACAAACUGGACCUCAAGUUGUCCGAGGACCUCUGGGCGGUAGUCUCGAGUCUGCCCGGCCACCCCGGCUGCCUGAUGUCGGUGACGUUCUUUGAUGGGAAAACGAACCUGCCGGUGAUCAAGCCAGAAGGAGUGACGCUGGAGGCGUCCCAAUCUGGGAUCCCACGUGGAACCACAAGCGAAAAUUUUUAUGGGGCGUGGUUCAUUCAAGGAGAUAUGGACUACAAGCUGAGCAAGCAUAACGGUCGCACGUACUUCCUUGACCACCAAGCGACACUGACCGUUAGAGAAGCUUGA